UCGGAAGCUGUUCGGGAGGAAGCAGAAGGAUGUCACUGCAGUCGUUGUUGGUGCCUCUUUUCAAACUGUACUUGUGCGGAGUUAAAGUUCUUCUAUAUCAAAUAUUCAACCGCUCUUUUACUCUACCAGGUUCUCGAUAAGAGAAGCCAUCCUGGUGGACUUUUUACCUAAGGAGCCAAUGGAGGGUAAAAGUUCAGGACCUUCAUGCUCUGGCCUCAAUCUGGUUGCACACCCACGGGCAAAAAGCAAAGUCUGGAAGUACUUUGGCUUUGACACAGAUGCAGAUGGCUGUAUAUUGCACUGGAAAAGAAUAUACUGUCGUGUAUGUAUGAGCCAAAUUGCUUAUUCUGGAAACACCUCAAACCUGUCAUACCACCUGGAAAAGAACCAUCCCGUAGAGUUCAGUGAGUUUGUGAAAAGCAACACAGAGGCUUUUGUCACAGUGUUCUCUAGAAUAAAGACUGAGCCCACCGUUCCACAGCAGCAAUCCCAGGAAACCAAUGUAAGGCAGAGCUUAGACUACGAAAACAGACGACACAAUGAUUUGACGGUGGCUAUUACCAACUUCAUCUGUGAGGGGUUAUAUCCUGUAUGUGUGGUUGAAGAACCUACUUUCAAGACCUUAAUGAAUACCGUCGACCCUGGAUACUCUCCCCCAAGCAAAAGUGACCUUGUAGGUAAAAUGGUUCCUCAAGUGUAUUGCCGUACCCAUAAUGUGGUCUUUAAUGAGCUUACUGGGGUUGUGAACUGUGGCAUCUCUACAGAUCUAUGGCAAAGUCAAACCCAGAAUAGAACAUAUAUUUCACUCUCUGUGCAUUCAGUUAAUUACAACAGUACAACUGGCUUUUCAAUGACCAACAAAUGCCUUAAAACUUUUGAAGUACAAGAGGACAACACAGCUGAGAAUAUCACCAGAGCCAUGUACGAAGCCUUUGUUGAAUGGGGGAUAACUCAUAAAGUCAUUGGGGCCACCACAAAUGGUUCAGUCGAUAUUGUGAAAGCAUGCUCCCUCCUGGAUCUGUCAGUGGAAAUGCCCUGCCUUGGGCACACGGUAAAUCAUGCAAUGGAUGAAGCCUUCCAGCUGCCGCGAGUCGACAGCUUUCUGGGAUGUUGCCGCAAACUUGUUGAUCAUUACAGAGAAUCUGCAAUGAAUAUACUACGAGAAAAACAGAAACAGCACGGCCUUCCUCAGUGUACACUCAUCACCGACAGGGGCAGGUCUUGGUUAGCCACACUGGCAAUGCUACAAAGACUGAAAGAGCAACAGGUUGCUGUAAGUACAACACUCAUAGAGAGUUCCAGUAGCCAUCAUUUUAGCUUCAGUGGUUCUGAAUGGGCCUUAUUGGAGGGCUUGAUUGAAGUCCUCCAGCCCUUUAAAGUUGUGGCAAACAUGUUCACUUCUUGUAGGUAUCCAACCAUUAGCAUGGUGAGACCUGUCCUUCAUAUGCUGUUGAACACCACCCUCAAAAUUAAGGAAGGGGACCUCAAAGAAAUCAGCAUGACCAAAGAGGUCAUCUCCAAGGUCUUGUCAACCACUUAUUCACAGAAUUCACAGUUAUCACAGGAGAUCUCAACGUUCCUCAACGUUGCAACAUUUUUGGAUCCUCGUUAUAAGAAGCUGCCUUUCCUUUCCACUCAGGAACGCUCCAAAGUUGAGAGUAUUAUUACUGAGGAGGCCAAAGCACUCCUGGAGAAGCAGAUGUCAGAGCGGUCAUGUCUCGAUGAUUUCUCUUCGGUGUCUGAUGAGCCACCUUACAAAAAGCAGAGACCUCUAAAUGAAUCUUCUGCCAGUGCUUCAGUUCAAGAUAACCCUUUGGCUGCCAUAUUUUGCCAGACAGAUGCAGACCAGAGCCAGGAGGAGCUGCAUGCUCAGAUAAUAGAGGAGCUGAGCAACUACAAGUCACAGAGGGUUCUAGGUCUGAAUGAAGACCCUUUGCUUUGGUGGUCGAACCAUGCACCUUUGUUCCCAACGCUUCCUAAGGUGCUCCAAAAGUAUUGGUGUGUUCCUGCCACAAGCGUUCCAUGUCACAGGUUGUUCAGCUCAUCAGGUACCGUUCUUUGUGGGAAAAGGAACCGCAUAGUUCCAGCUCUAGUAGAUAUGCAGGUUUUCCUGUAUGAGAACUCACGGAGUUACUGUGAGCCUGAACCGUGUGAGGACGAAUUUGACAAUGUUUGGGAGAGCAACUGUAGCCUGGGUCAGCCACUAAAGUGACUGAGGUUUUAAGGAACUUUAAUGACUUGUAUAUUAUGUGUUACGGGUGCUAACACAUGAAAACCCACCGGUGGCAUGAAAACCUAAGGAUCCUUUAUAACUGUUUUGGCCUUUAUUGCAUAUGGAAUACUUUGACUGUUAACUUCAUAGCUGUUUAACUGUUGCAUAAGAAAGAAACUGCUGGAAUCACAUUUCCCCUCUACAGAGCUGAUUUUCAAGAUCUGUGCAGAAACUGUACUUCAUUAAAAUGAAGCAGAGGAUCAACCUGAAAUAUUAUAACAGAGGAACAGAUUUAUCAUUUAUAUAGUAAUAUUGUGUGUUAUAUUUUGCUAUAAAUGUUUAUUAGCUGUUUAUUAUAAUAGAACUCCUACUUACAUCAGCUGUGGAUGAGCAGAGUGGUAUAAAAUGAAGCCAGAGUAUUUUUGCAUUAGAUGGGUCACAGCCUAAAACCCCUGCCAGAUAUAGAGGGUAUCACAGCUAUCUUAAUUGGGUUUUUCUGGAUACAUUUGAUGCAAAUUGAACCUUUGACCAGGACCCACUCCAGAAGGCGCAGAACCCCUACAGCUCAGGGGACUGUGGCAUAUAUUAUAGCUUCUUUGGGCUAAGUCUGGUUGGGUCCCAUGGGCUCAGGCACCAGACGCUUGACCUCAAGCUUCUAACCUGCCUCCAGUGUGGGACCCCGGUAACCCUGUACUGGGCAUAGUAAAC
Molecule: messenger RNA, 2920 nt
Organism: Archocentrus centrarchus (flier cichlid)
Lineage: Eukaryota; Metazoa; Chordata; Actinopteri; Cichliformes; Cichlidae
Product: zinc finger BED domain-containing protein 1
Exons: 2
Coding region: 179-2212 (677 amino acids)
Biological process (GO): regulation of transcription by RNA polymerase II
Cellular component (GO): nucleus
Molecular function (GO): DNA binding; protein dimerization activity
Source: RefSeq, a predicted model, not a curated record